Messenger RNA from Hordeum vulgare subsp. vulgare (domesticated barley), 828 nucleotides. RefSeq names its product pathogenesis-related protein PRB1-3-like. Lineage: Eukaryota; Viridiplantae; Streptophyta; Magnoliopsida; Poales; Poaceae. The transcript has a single exon. The coding region runs from base 71 to 571 and encodes 166 amino acids. The record is from RefSeq and is a predicted model, not a curated record.
GUGACAGCAAAUCUCAUCCAUCAUUACACACACGCACUUCUUUCCUUCAUUCCCUAAGGCAGCAUUAGUGAUGGAGUACUCUCCAAAGCUAGCUGCAGCACUGCUCUUAGCCCUCACGUCCGCCAUGAUCGUCACCGCCCAGAAUGACGACGCUGACUACAUGGUGAAUGCCCACAACGAAGUGCGCGCCGCCGUCGGUGUGGGGCCGGUGACGUGGGACCCCAUAGUGGCGGCGUACGCGCAGUCAUUCGCGGAGAAGCGCCGCGCCGACUGCCAGCCAAUACUCUCUCCGGAGGGCGGUCCAUACCGAGAGAACAUCUUUCGGGCCCCUGGUACCGAAUGGAAUGCGAUAGACGCAGUGAUUUAUUGGGCGUCCGGGAAGCAGUACUACGACCACGCCACCAACACUUGCUCCGCACCUACGGGUGAGUCGUGCGGUGAAUACCUGAAUUUGGUGUGGAGGGACACGAAGACCAUCGGUUGCGGCGCUGUCGUCUGUGACGGCAAUGCCGGUGUGUUUGUCAUCUGCGGCUACAGUCCGCCUCACAUGGUUGGGCAGAUUCCAUACUAGGCUACGUAUCAAGUAUGCAUGCGGCUAUGUAUGCAUGCAUGCACAUAGCACCGUGCUGCAUAAAUAAAUAAUUAAGGGAUACUUCUAGGGCUGGGAACUAAUUAUCGGUCGAUUGAUGUCACCGAUAUGUGUGUGUGUCCGGAAACCCUCCUCCCUUCACUCCUGUAUCGUUCCGGGCUUUGAUUGUUUUCGUAUUUGUCUUGUAACUUGUGAUUCGUCUUUGAUUUCUUGUAUUUGAGCUUCUUAUUCUGGUUGUA